AUGGGGACCAACAUCCUCUUACCGCUCUUCUUUCUUACUGCCAUCAGUUUAUGGAGAGUGGACUGCAACAAUGACACAUCAGAUGCUAGAAUUGAUGACAAAAACAACCGGACCUCCAUUUCAGAUGAAGUUUUAGUUUAUCUCCGCAGUCCUUGGUUGACUAAAUUUAUACCUUUGGUUCUUACGGUUGUGUUCGUCCUGUCGCUGCCUUUGAACAUAACAGCAAUCGUGAUAUUCCUGUUCAGAAUUCAAGUGAAGACACCAGCGGUGGUGUUCAUGUUGAACUUGGCUGUGGUUGAUGUCUUCUUAGUCAUCUUGCUGCCUUUUGAAAUCAUUUACCGAUUCUCAGGAAACAAUUGGGUGAUUGGAGAAGGAAUGUGCCGCUUUGUCACUGUUGCAUUUUAUUGCAAUAUGCACUGCUCCAUCUGGCUCGUGACCGGUAUCAGCGUAGACCGGUUCCUGGCUGUGGUCUAUCCCAUGCGGUCUCUCUUAUGGCGCACAGUGAGCAGAGCCUGGCAAGUUUGUCUUCUCAUCUGGAUGGUUUCCAUUGCCGGCGCUGUGCCACUUCCUAUAAGUAAACUGACCUUUCACAUUGACCAACUGAACAUCACAGUUUGCUAUGAUACGCUGGGACAUAAAGACUUUGAGGGCUUUUACUUUUAUUACUUCGCUGCUUAUAUUUCAAUCUCUUUUAUUUUGCCUUUAAUUAUUACAACUCUCUGUUACGCUGCAACCAUCCGAAGUCUGAGCUCACCAAAAAUUGAAAGCACCUUUAAAAAGUGUCGAUCCGUGUUCCUUUGCGUCACGGUACUUUUUGAAUUUAUUAUUUGCUUUGGUCCGAUCAACAUUUUCUUUUUACUUCAUUAUCUGAACAUGGAUAAGCCAUUUGGGGACACAAUGUAUUUUGCUUACAUCAUCUCUGUCACUGUUAGUAGCAUUAGCUGUUGUCUUGACCCUGUUAUCUAUUAUUUUGGGUCUUCAAAGUGUAUGAAGUACAUAUACAGCUUGGUGUGUUGUGGCAAAACCAAAGCCGACCAUAAACAGACAGAUAGCUCCUCAAAAAAACAAGUGGGGAGACGUCUGCCCCUACUCUGUAGAGCUGGGAUCUGAUGCUCUUACUUGUACAGUAUGUCUUGCCCAACAAUUAGAAUUGGGUGAACACUGGGAUCUUAACCACUUAAGAUCCGGACCAAAAUGCAGGUAAAGGACCAG
Messenger RNA from Rana temporaria (common frog), 1212 nucleotides. Its product is annotated as proteinase-activated receptor 1-like. Gene Ontology annotation, biological process: positive regulation of Rho protein signal transduction; blood coagulation; positive regulation of blood coagulation. The record is from RefSeq and is a predicted model, not a curated record. NCBI's taxonomy places the organism in Eukaryota, Metazoa, Chordata, Amphibia, Anura, Ranidae. Bases 1 to 1110 code for a protein of 369 amino acids. Gene Ontology annotation, molecular function: thrombin-activated receptor activity. The transcript has 2 exons. Gene Ontology annotation, cellular component: membrane.